AAGUGCCCCUACAUCUGUGGGUUCUCAAGGGCGAGAUGUAUAUAAGCGGGCGGGCGGCAGCAUGUGUCUAAGGGCGCGUCUCCUACCACAGACAUGAAAUUUGCUGUGACUCUUCUCUCCUUCCUGGGUGUGUUUGCGCUUUCAAGCGCACAGACGGAAAGUGGAUGGUGCAGGUGCGCGGCCUUCGUAUCCUCUAGGCACAUGGAAAUCAUGGUUCUGGAGCUGCCUGAGAUCACCAUCGCCGACUGUGACAGCCACAACCAGUGCAAGAAUGCCUGCUCUAAGGAGAUCAAUUCCAUGACUAAUGAAAUGGACUUGUGGUCGACGGUCAAUGGAGAUACAGUUGGCCAAUACUUCUGCAAUGAGCUUUUCGAACAUGGUUUCUUCUGGAUCCAUAAUUCUUACAUCCAUGGAUACUAUGAGGUGUGUGGCGGCCCAUGGGAAUACGCUGGAAUUGACUCUCAACAGACAUUGUGCUGCAGCAACCAUGAGCACAUCCACUGCGUCUCCAAGGUCUAGAAACAAGAACUCCGAACACGGCGACCCUGCAACCAAAUUUUCCUUGUGUAACAUAUAAAUGCUUGAAACCAAACACAGAAUCCCAACUCAGUGCAUGUGCUGAGCAUGUAUUAAAGGAGUCAGCGGAAACACAGACAAGGGCAGUGUGUCUGAAAUAUUCUAUCUUACUGCUUUGAA
Molecule: messenger RNA, 696 nt
Organism: Portunus trituberculatus (swimming crab)
Lineage: Eukaryota; Metazoa; Arthropoda; Malacostraca; Decapoda; Portunidae
Exons: 5
Coding region: 94-519 (141 amino acids)
Source: RefSeq, a predicted model, not a curated record